Molecule: messenger RNA, 906 nt
Organism: Portunus trituberculatus (swimming crab)
Lineage: Eukaryota; Metazoa; Arthropoda; Malacostraca; Decapoda; Portunidae
Product: translation initiation factor IF-2-like
Exons: 4
Coding region: 160-732 (190 amino acids)
Source: RefSeq, a predicted model, not a curated record
CCUGCCUUGCUGCACCCUAAAGGAAGCAACACAAGGCCAUUUCACACAUUUUCACCUCAGUUACCCACUUGCCUUGGAGGAGGAAGGUCACGGCUCCUGCUCCUCCUCUCCUCCCUCACCUGCUUACCUGUCCUGCUUACCUGCUCAUUAGUGGCAAAGAUGGUGUCCCCCCGCGGCGUGGUGGUGAUGGUGGUGGUGGCGGCGGCGGCAGUGGCGGUGGUGGUGGAGGCCCAGUCAGGAUUUACACCGGAAGAAAUAGCGGAGCUACAACAACUGUUCGAGCAGGCCACGGGAGGAGGAAACAAGCCCAGUGGAGGAAACAGACCCAGUGGAGGAGGAAACAGACCCAGUGGAGGAGGAAACAGACCCAGUGGAGGAAACAGACCCAGUGGAGGAAACAGACCUAGUGGAGGAGGAAACAGACCCAGUGGAGGAGGAAACAGACCCAUUGGGGGAGGUCAAGGUCAAUUCCCAUUCCCAGGGUCAGGUCAAGGUCAAUCUCCGUUCCCAGGGUCAGGUCAAGGUCAAUCUCCGUUCCCAGGGUCAGGUCAAGGUCAGUUUCCUUUCCCAGGGUCAGGAGGAAACAGGCCUGGGUUAGGUCAAGGCAACAGACCCAAUGUACCCGGCAGACCCAGCAGACCAGGUCACGGGGGGUCAGGUCACGGGGGGUCAGGGGGCAGCUGUAAGUUCUUCUGUCAGAAUGCGUUUGGUAAUUACGUGCCUUGUUGCUAAAGCUGCUGAUGUUAUUCAUAAUGUUAAUCCCAGUGUUAACCGUUGCUUCUAAUUCACUAUUUUAACCCCUUCAGUACUGGGACACAUUUUUACCUUGAGAUUUGUGUACCAUUAGACCAUUUUAUUGACAUUAGGAAGGGUCUAUGGAGGGCAGAAGAUUAAUGGCCACAGUCU